This is a messenger RNA of Durusdinium trenchii, 1274 nucleotides long. Lineage: Eukaryota; Dinophyceae; Suessiales; Symbiodiniaceae. The record is from the annotation of a GenBank genome assembly.
CCAUGCGUCAAACAAGUGUUCCUUUGUUGAGCUGAUGCCGGAUGCCGUGCCGCCGGCACAUUGCCUUGUUGAUUCCUAUUAUUGUCUUGGUCCCAACUGACCUCACUGGUGUGGCGUGGUCUGUGGCAGCAUGGAACCAGCAUCGAAAGUCCAGCUACUACCAAAGGGACUGCCUUUGGAUUUCUUUGCUGCAGAAGCGCGGCCACAGCCAACAGGAUAUUUUUGCCGCCAUCGACAGGCUGCAGGUGCAUUAUUCUGCAGCAGAGCUCCAGCAUUGGGUGGCAGAGCAUGAUAUAGUGGCAGUUCAGGAAGCUGAUCCCUUGUUUUGUGAAGCUCUGGGUCAGUUUUUGGUUCUGCGUGGCGAGAAUGAUAGAGAUGGCCGUGGUGUGGAAGUGGAGUCAUGUUCAGCCUUGAUUCUGCACAAUGCCAAGUGCCUUCGGACGGAAAGUGCAAUCCUGAGUGCCCCGAGCCUUGGCAGACGGACCCGGAGAGCCUCUCGGGACCACCUGGUCACUCUGCUGGAGCGCCCAGCAGGGCGGGAGCCUGCGGAGCCUGCAGAGCCAGCGGAGCGGCUGGUGGUGUGCUCCGUCCAUUUGCAUCCGCCGCAGAUGUUUCUUACGAAAGGCCUGACGUAUGAGAAAUACCUGGAUCCCUUGCGCAGGGCCAUCGAAUCGUUGGCCGGCUUGAACGGCACGGAGAACGAGGGUGUCACUCUGCAGACUCCUUGCCUUCUUCUGGGUGAUUUCAACCUUGACCCGGAACACUUCGAACGGUUGACAAAAGGUUUACCGUUCUGGAAGCAGUUUCAGAUGGUUCUCCCUCUUGGUGAAACUGCUCACCAUUCCAAUCCCAGCCGACGUGGAGACUUUGCGCUGGCCACAGGAGGACAAUGGAAAGGCCGUGCGCUGGGCGAUGAAGGCUUUCGUGCUUUCGAGCGCCAUGCUCGGGAGACCCUCGAGGCCCUUUCUGGGGACAUUCUGCAGGAAAGCUACGUGAAGGCGGAACAAUCCUGCAAAGACGCAAUGAAGUGGCUUCGUCGCGCACAGCGUGGGGCACAAACUGGCCACUUACCAGAGUUGCCAUUGGAGCAGCUUUCCAGCGCCCGUGUGGCGCUGCAGCGAGCCAGCCGCUCACUGCGGAAUCCAAGAAUAAGACGAACCCUGCUGAACUCAGACCACCGCCCCCUACGCUUUGAUGGUACUUUGCAACAAGCAGAACCACAAGGCUCUGUCCGCGGACGACCGAAGAAGGUAAGGACUUAACUGUGAGCGGAG